CGAAAAAGUGGGCGGGCGCUGCAGUCUUGCACAGACUUCAGUAACGGUCAAUUUGCACUGAACCGGGAAAAAGACAGCAGAGUUGGAGGAAGAACAAAAGGUUUCUGUAAAGUCACGGUAUGGAUAAGAUGUUUCACAUUGUUGUGUUUGACAAGACAAAUGAGGUUGAAGUUGUGCCUUCAGUCUGGAUUAAUAAUGGAGAUUGCAUGUGGCCUCCAAAUAAGAUUGAUAUAACCAAAGCUGUGAAAUCACAGGAGAGUCCUGGAGAUGACUGGAAGCCCCAUAAGGCCAGAAUUAUUUUCACGUCAAAUGACUACAAGGAAGCUAGACGUAAACUACCUCUAGCUGUUGAUCACACAGACAUUGAUCAGACCGAUGGAGGAGACUCACCAAUUGCAUUUCAAAGAAAAAGAAUACCCAAGAACAUUCUUUUCCCUGGAGAAGAUGACGACGACGACGACGACGAUGAUAAUGCGAUGGAAGAGCACCUGAAAGAACCAAAAUCAAGAAAAGGAAGGUAUUCUAUACCUGAUGCUCCGAAAAUUGCUAGACAUGCCAACAAAUUAGACCCAGGAAAGCCAAACUGCCCUAAGCUCUUCCACGGUACUCCUGACCACCGCAAUGAUGAGAUGAAAGGCAUUAAAGGAACAAAGUCCAAAAAAACUGUUAAAGGACUAAGAAUUUUUGUACUUUGCAGGAGGUAUGCGUUGCCUAAUGCUCCAGUGAUCUCUAGGGAACAGAUUUCUCCUGCAGUAGACAGCCUCCACCUUAGUGGCCAAGGCAGAGCUGACUUUUGUUCACGUGAUCAAAGCAGUCCUGACCUUCAUUCACAUGGCCAAAGAAGCCCUGAUGUUAGCCCACAUGGCCAAAGCAGUCGUCACCUUCAUCCACAUGGCCAAAAGAGUCCCAAUCUUCUCCCAAGUUGCUACAGUCCUGACUUGUAUGCAGAUUGCCACAGCACUCCUGAGAUCCACUCAAGUCAGCAGAACAGCAUUGCUAUGUUAUCCUCAGGCUGGAAUGUUCUCUCUGAGAGUUGUACAUCAAGUAAAUCAAGCACUGAGACCCUUUUAAGCCAUGCCAACGUUGAGGUCAGAAGACCAGCCCACAAAAGUAAAGAGAUCCAUAAAAAAAGGCACUCCGAACCUUCAAGGCUCCCUGAGCCACACCAGACCACGAACAUCAAGCAAACAUCCAGUCACCAAAUGUUUCUUCUUCGUAAUAUAUUAACAAAACAGGAGAUGCUUAUGGACCAAAUGCGAAUUAUCUUUAAGACCCUCCAGUGUAUGCAAUCAAGUCAGGAGACAGAGAUAGGCCUAGAUCGAAAUUUGUUGCCUCUCAAAGAUCUCACUUCUCUACAGAACAUGGAGGAUAAUCUGCGGAGUACUCCUGACCUCCAUAAGCAAUUGGUAAACACACUGGCUCUUAAAGGUGGGGCGAACGUGCAGGAGUCUGUUUGGAGAAUCAUGCAUGGUCUGUUUACCAACUCCUUGGCGAGGAAAGUUAACAUGAGGGGAUUGAAUGGAAAGAUUAGCUUCCUACGCCUACAGAUACGAGAUGUUGUGAUUGCGGCUGUGAGACGUAACCGUCUAACAUCUGAUGCCACAGAGAAAGACAUUGAUUCCACCAUUAAAAAAUGGCUGUAUCUGGCCCCAGACAGAGAUGGUGGACGAAAAGAAAGGAUGAAGAACAAAUUGCAUAAGGACAAUAUGACUGGUUAACAGGCUUUAGGCAUGGAUGUUCAGUCCAGAGUUCAACUUGUUCAGUGACAGAAUCAUGACUGUUUCAGAGUCAUUUGAAGAGUGCUACUUGUUCCUAGCCAUAAGCGUGGACGGAGUGUUUUGUGAAGUGAAACUUGUUGAUGACUAGAAACAUGUUCUAGUGUUAUAUGUUUAGUGAAUCUUGUUCGUGACCAGAAACAUGGACGUUCAAGCAUUAGGCAAAGCAAUGAAACUUGAUGACCAGAAACAUGGAUGAUCAAGUAACAUUUAAAGUGAAACAUCAUGAAAAAUUUCAAAAAAACUGCACUUGUUUUAUUUUUGUUUUUAUUAUUUUUUGCUGAACUGAGAGAGGAGUGCCAUUUUAGAUAGGAGUUGUUUGUACAACUGAAAAAUGUCAGAUGCCAAUGCUUUGAUGUUUAACACAAAUAAAUAUUUGUUCAGAAUACUGUCUUGUUGUGACUAUUCAUCUGGGAGGGGUGUGUAAGUGGCUUGGUUAUGGUGGUGUUGAGGCUGACAUGGAACUCAUCUGGUCCAGACCAGAAUAGGGCCAGCUAUGGUCAUACAGGUGGC
Molecule: messenger RNA, 2288 nt
Organism: Xyrauchen texanus (razorback sucker)
Lineage: Eukaryota; Metazoa; Chordata; Actinopteri; Cypriniformes; Catostomidae
Exons: 10
Coding region: 120-1718 (532 amino acids)
Source: RefSeq, a predicted model, not a curated record